UGCCUACAGAGGAGCAACAGAUCCCAGCGCAUGCGCACUUCAUUGUUUUGACUGAAAAUGCCGUCGGUUUCGAAAACGGCGGCCAAUGCGUCUCCUCAAACCGAGAAACCUACCCACUAUACCUACUUGAAGGAGUUCAGGACGGAGCAGUGCCCGUUGUUCCUCCAGCACAAGUGUACGCAGCACAGACCCUUUACUUGCUUUCAUUGGCAUUUUCUAAACCAACGCCGAAGACGACCUAUCAGAAGAAGAGACGGGACCUUUAACUAUAGCCCCGACGUCUACUGCACGAAAUACGAUGAGACCACAGGCAUCUGCCCAGAUGGAGAUGAUUGCCCUUAUUUACACCGCACCACUGGUGACACAGAGCGCAAGUACCAUCUAAGAUAUUACAAGACUGGCACUUGUAUACAUGAGACGGAUGCUCGGGGGCAUUGUGUGAAGAAUGGCCUCCACUGUGCUUUUGCUCAUGGACCACAUGAUCUCCGACCUCCAGUCUAUGAUAUCAGAGAGAUCCAAGCACAAGAGGCCCUCCAGAAUGGCCAGUUGGGGUCUGGGGAAGGCAUCCCUGAUUUGCAGCCCGGUGUUCUGGCCAGUCAAGCUAUGAUCGAGAAAACGCUGACUGAAGAUCCACGCUGGAAAGAUACCAACUUCGUGCUAGCCAAUUAUAAAACAGAUCAGUGUACUAAGCCGCCAAGACUAUGUAGACAAGGCUACGCGUGUCCCCAUUACCACAACAGUAGGGAUCGAAGGCGAAAUCCAAGGAAGUUCAAGUACCGGUCAACUCCUUGUCCUAAUGUAAAACAUGGUGACGAAUGGGGCGAGCCUUCAAAAUGUGACAGUGGAGACAGUUGCCAGUAUUGUCACUCUCGUACGGAACAGCAGUUUCACCCAGAAAUCUACAAAUCCACCAAAUGCAAUGACAAACGACAAACAGGAUAUUGUCCCCGAGGACCAUUUUGUGCUUUUGCACAUGUAGAAAGAAUCCCUUCUACAGAAGAGACCAUGAACUCAUUGCUGUCAGCAAUACAUUCGAGUUCACAGUCCCAGCUGGGCUCCCAGCAGUUUUCUGAGUGUCCAAUCCCUGAGUGGACCAGUGGAGCCAACCCUAGCACCAACGCAACUACUAGCAAUGGACAAGUAGGACAUGUUUCAUGUUCUAGUAACUCCACUGUAACACCAAGCUCAGGAAGCGACAGUUUGUUAUCCCCAGUGGGAUCCAUCAGCAGGCCAAUAACCCUUACUAAUAGUAGUUUAUGUUCAGAGUCCACCACAUCCACUGUCUCAUCUCUGACGUCUAACUAUCCCAAAGCUCCCGGCUUUGAACGUGAGGAUCAGAUUAAAAUCAAGGGACAUAUGGAUCACAAACUGUUGGACCAAGAAAAGCAGACACAAAACAGCGUAUUCUCUGUGGGGAACCCUUUGGCAUCAGGUUUUACCUCCAGCAUAACAUCCAGCUUGGCCUCUAGUAUUGGCUCUGAAAGCUCUUCACCCACAACCUUAUCGACGAUGAACGCAAAAGCGACUCCGUUCUAUCCAGGGAGCAACACUGUGGAGUCUGUCAUAGGGUCGGCGCUGGACCUCAAGUUUAGUGAUAUCAACGUCGCCUCUCUUGAAAAAGAAUUAGAGGAGCAAGAGGGCAGCUUAGGACUGACAAGUCACAGGGUGCUUGGUGGAUCUGCUCCUGUCAACAUUCCAGGAUCUCUGGCGCGCUCAUCCUCGUUUAAUUCCUCAUCAUCGCUCUCCACCUCCCCCCUAAGCUCCCUCUCCCAGUCCCUGUCACAGUCGUUGCUUUCUGGGACAGUUUCCCAGCAAAGUCAGGCUUCAAACAUGCUCGCCAAGCAAGAACAUGGCUUACUGGGAACACCAACCUCCCAGAACUCCCUGGGUUUGAAUGGCGGCGCAAGUAACAUUUGGGACUUUGUAAGUGGCAGCUUCUCGCCGAGUCCAUCACCAGUUUUCAGCAGCCUGACCUCCCCAGCCAGCAGUGCAGAUGUGGCACGUCUAUUUAGAGAGCUGGAUGAAGCCAAGAGGAAGAUCAAACAAUGGGAGGAGGCCUGGCAUCAAGUUAAACAAGCCUGCGAAGCUUGUCAGAAAGAGGCUCUCGAAGCAAAGGAACAAGCAAAGACGGCCGAGGCGGAGCGGCAGCUAGCCGAGCAGAAAUGGGAAGAAACAGACCGCAAGCUGAAGGAGCUCCAGGGAGACUUUGAUAUGCUCUGUCGCGGCCCUGGAACACCUCUUCUGCGUAGCUACGGCGAGCUUGAGCAGCUCCCCUUGUCAAAGCUUCACUCCAUCCAGAGUCAGCUACGUAAUGACCUAGACCUUAUAGAUGGGGUAAUAUAUCAGCUUCAGUCAAAGAAAUGUAUAGUUUGCCAAAAGCAUGAUCGUUGCGUUGUUCUGCAACCUUGCCAACAUUAUGUACUAUGUGAAACCUGUGCGCCUAGUAAAACAGAAUGUCCUUAUUGUAGUACAGAAAUAUUAAAGUGGUGAUGUACAGUAACUCAAGGUACUAUUUAAAGAAUUAGCUCUUUUUGGAAAGCUACUAAUAGAUACUACAUUUUUUAAACAACACAUUUUCUUGUAGUGGUUAAAUGAUAUUUGAAUAAAAUGAUGUUUGACUGACAAAAACCGCUAGUAUUAAAAAUAAGGUUACAUAAUCUAGAAUUCAUUUGUUUUUUGCUCACGUUAUGCACAUGUUACAUUAGACCCCUGUUUGCGCUCACAUUAAUUCUGGAAAGUUAGAUCUACCACAGAUAGAUCAGGCACCUUUGUAUUUGUAUUUUGGGUAAUUGUAAAUUAUGUUCCAUAAAACAAUCAAAAAAGGAUUUGUGAGUCACAAACCUGACAGAUAUUAUAGAAAAUGUGGUUUAACCGGUAAAAGCGAUGAGAUGAUCUUGCUUAAGCAAGUGAGGGUUUGUGUUUAUUAAGCAUGGAUUUUUUGUAAUUAAAGAUUUCCAGUAAAUACUUAGAAAAACCAGAUUGAAUCUAUUUUAAGUGCUUAUUUAGUUUGGAACAUUGUUUUUAUUAGAAUUAAUCCACCAAAUAUUGUAAAACUUGCAGCUAAAUGUUGAGUCUACACACAAACGAAGACGGGAUAUUAACAUAAAAUGGGCAAAACUCAAAUGUUUCUUUAACGGAAGAGGAAUAUGCUUAAAUACGAAAAAGUCUGAGAGCGAAUGUCUAAACGCAUCAUUUUAGUUGAAGCCCUGAUGUAGAAAUAAGUAUUAUACUUUAGAAAAACACCAAAAAAUAUUUAAUGCUAUAUUAAACUUCUAAUAAAAAAAAUAUUAAAGCUGUUCCUCUUCAAAUGAAAUUCUUUUUGGUAAAUCAUAGAUACAUUUUUAACCAUUUGUUUUUUUAUAUGCAGCCAGUCAAGCAUUAUUUUGACUUAAGUUUGAAAAGAAGUCUGAUUUCUUAUUAAGAGCACUUUGUUAACCUGGGACUUUAUUAAUGGGUAUAUAGUAAUUUGCUUUAAGCUUUUUUCUGUGGGUGUUUUUUACUGUCAUGUUCUAGAUUUGUACUUUUUUUUUUUUCUACAUAAGCUAAUGUCUGAAGCUUCUGUGUGUACUGUGAAACAGUUGAAUAUUUCUUGUUUCAUAUUGUUAAAACACAGCAUGGUUCUGCAUAUUAAGAUUUCAUAGAAAAGUACUUAAUAGUUUCUACUGUAGUUAGAUUUAUAAAUUCUAAUCAAUUAAGUGCAAGUUAAAACUGCAUUGUAGGCAUAACCAGCAGCCGUUAUAUCAGUAAGGCACAUGCUACAUAUAAAAGGCUGUUUUUCAAUCAGUAAUUAUUGUUAUGUAGACAUUUAAAAACAAAGCUGUUCAUUAGAUAAGCAUGUAUUUGGUAUAAGCCUAAAGUGGUGAUAUUUUCUUUUUUUUGUAGGGAUCUAGCCUCUUGACUUUGUCUAGAACAUAUCGGCCUCUGACUCUAAAGUGCCUUAGUUAUAAAGGUUAUGUAUGAUAACUCAAAACACAAGUAGUUGAAGCUUGUGCACAGGUUCCUGCGCAUUUAUCUUUGCAAAAGUAUCAACAUAUGUGAAUAGAUGUGUAGAAGAGUAUAUUCCAUUAUUUUUGGCCAAAUUCCAGCAAGUAUUUCUGCAGAGAAGGAAUAGAAAAUACAUUUUCAACUAAAACUGUCAGUGCCUGCGUCCUGACUGUACCCUUAAAAAAAAAAACAACCCCCCAUUCUGUCCUCCAUCUUAACUAGCCAGCAGCUCAUUCUUCUGUUGUGGUGCUCUUUUGAUGCAGCUUCACUCUCUGGAAUUAGGUUUUUACAUUUGGGAGUAGGCAAACUUAAGGGCACGUUCAAAUUUGUACAGUAAAUUAGCAAAAAUGCUUUUACAUGUUUUUUUUUUGGAAGAUUUCUGUAGAAUAUGAAGAAUUUAUAGUCGGAUCAUGAGCUGGAUUUUGCAUAGGAGUUUUCCUUGAGUUCCUCUAACAAAAAAAAGGACCUUCUACUGUGUAAAAUGAAAAUCUUAAAAAAAAAAAGGCAAAAACUUUUUAUUCCUGCUUUAAUUUCAGUAGAAAAAAAUGUAUCUCAUAGUAAACCUUUUGCUACUUAUGAAUAUGGGAUAACGCAUUGUUUACAUUCUCACAAAUGACAAUUAAGCAACUCAGAGGAAAAAAAUCAUAAACUUUAUCACAUUUGAGCAUUUUUAAUGGUCAUAUUAUAGCAUAUAAGGCAGACUAAACACAUCUGGUAUUGCAUGUUAUGCGAUAUAGCAACCACCUAGUUAAAAAGUACUUAAAAUGUCUGCACUGUUUCACACUGCCAGGAUAUUUGUAUUAACUUAUAUAAUGUAAUUAAGGCUUAAUUACUUCUGCAAGCUUCGCUGCUACUGGAAAAGGUAUUAAUGUAGUUUCUUCUUAUACAUUUCGAUGUUUGAAUGUUGUUCAUCCAAUCAGAUUUCAUUACCUAUGAGAUUCUCUUAUGUAUCUUAAAACUUUGAUCGUUUGUAAACCCACUUGAGAAAAAGGUUUUAGUACUUUUGUAAAUCAUACAAAAUGAUGUCAUUGACCUGUACUGCUAUAGAUUUAUUUUUUUUUUUAUUAAAUUGAAUCAUAUUUCUGAUAGAGGUGUACAGUGCAGCUAAUUCGCAGAGUCCUUUGGUCUAUUUUGUUUUGUCUGUGAAGCCAGCAAUGCUAAAGAUGUCUUGUGUGAAAAAAUGUCAAAAUGAACCAAAGUGGUGUUUAGUAGCUGUCCUGAUGGUGUGCACUGUAAAGAGAAAAAUCAACCCUUGAACAGAAUUCAAACAAUGCUCCAGCUUUGGCCACAUUACCCGUUUCUAAUAGUUGAAAGCACAAAGGUCAGUUGAACGAAACUGAGACGAGGUAAAACUUUUCAGAGCAGCUGAAACUCUGUUUUUUUUUUUUUGGAUGGAUUUCUAGUUUAAUGGGGUUUUUCAGUAGGAUGUAAAUUUUCUAGGAUUUGGUUUUGCUUAGACGUCUAAUAGUGUCUGUUUUUUUUUUUGUUUUACCAAAGACUCGUAUUGAUCCCCAACCAAUACUCUUCAUGUUUUACUUCUGAAAGAAGUCUAAAUUGAUUGAAUAAAAGAGAUAAAUCACCUAGAACCUUAAUAGAUAAAGUUCUUUGCUUUUAUAUCUAAAGUUACAGGUUUAUACACAAAUGUAUUCAAAAAUGCAUGAGUCCAAUUCAUACAAAAUAUGUUUUAUGACAGUUUUUUCUCUACUGGCUGACUUUAAGCGCAAAUUCAGUGUCUGUUUUAAUUGUUGUCUGCAAUGAAAAAGCGUCUUGGUAAAUGAUAUAUGUGCUUCUAAAGUGGCCAUAUGGACUUCACUACAAUACUGUGUUAAUUAAAUUCCAUUUGACUUUGCUUCAUCAUCAGUAAAUUUGCAUUUUGAUUGUUAUGGUAGGCAUACAAUGACUGUAAGGUGCUUUCUUUGUGAAUCUAUAUCUUCUGAUUUUUGGGGGUUUUCUUUUUUUUAUUUGUUGAAUUUAUGGUCAAAUUUACUGUUUUCCCAGGACAGAAAAUGAUUGUGAAGCAUCAAUGACAGAUACAGACAAAAAUUUAACUCAACUGCUUUUGCGGUUUGCUGUAGGUGUUGGUUUCAAGAAAUCCACUUGCCCUGUUUAAAGUUUUCUUUAAAAAAAAUCCAUAUAAGUUUGUUUAUUCAGCUUUCGCUUCCCCUUAUUUAAUCUCUUAGCAGACUAAUUAAUUCCAAAUAAAUCUGUGCCUUUUAACAAUUACAUCUUGAUUGACUUAACAGAAAAUAAAUCUUUGAUUAGAAUCAAAAUAUUUGUGCCUUAAAAUAAUUUUGGAGCACCGCAAUGCGUCGGCUUCUGGUCCAGAGCUUUUAGGGUGUAUGAGCUGAAAGAAAAAAUGUUAAUAAAAAUUAUUUCAGCAGUUUGAGUUGAAAAAAAAAAAAAUGUUAGAUUUCAUUUUCCUUGCCAAUCUUUGUCUGUAUUUGCCAUAUAGGAUCAACAACCCCAGCUAUAUAUAACCACUGAAUUUACCUGAAUUCUAUGUUCUGAAUGAGGUAUUUAACACCAAAAUGUCUUUAUUUUUGUUUUAAUAAAAAGCACCAAAUAGGAAGACUUGUAUAUGAAUAUUAAUCCAUGUAUCAUGAAGCUCUACUCUACAUUGGAAUAGUUUGUGUGUUUUUUUACUUGUCGUUUUUUUUAUUGUUUUUUUUUUUUCUGUUGUUGUUGUUGUUCUUAACCUUUAUGAAAAUAGAGCCAGAAAAUUUAUGCAAUCUUGUACAUUUAUGAGUGUAAUGUAUGGAGCUGUUCAAAUUAAGCAAAACUAUUAGUAGGAAGUCAAAUGAAUUUAAACAUUAAACCAGCUGGUUUAUGUACUUUUAGAAAUUUGCAACAUGUUAUUUUGAUAACAAAGCUGGGAAUUAAUGAAUGUAUUGUUCUAAAUUAGAUAUUCAACUAAUAGUCUAGGUAUUAUGAAGCGCAGUUAAUUGAUUAUGAUGUAGCAUUUAGUUGUGAACUGCUAUUCAAUAAAGUAUAUUAGAACUUAAAAAA
Messenger RNA from Cyprinodon tularosa, 6990 nucleotides. It is a transcript of the gene unkl, whose product is annotated as unk like zinc finger. The record is from RefSeq and is a predicted model, not a curated record. Gene Ontology annotation, molecular function: metal ion binding. Lineage: Eukaryota; Metazoa; Chordata; Actinopteri; Cyprinodontiformes; Cyprinodontidae. The coding region runs from base 58 to 2490 and encodes 810 amino acids. The transcript is spliced from 16 exons.